AUGUGGGUGCUCCCUGCAGGAGGACGGGCGUCACUGGGCGGAGUUAGAGGAGCUCUGGCAUCUGAAGACAAGAAGAGAACCGCACUCCAGGAGCGUGAAACACAUGGUUGCUGUGCUAUUCUAACGCAGCCUAUGGUAACUGUGGACCGGGGUUUAAUUCGUGACAGCUGUGUCCAGCACAGCCUCUCUACGAUGGAUACUAUCAUGAUUGGAAACUAA
Messenger RNA from Knipowitschia caucasica, 219 nucleotides. NCBI's taxonomy places the organism in Eukaryota, Metazoa, Chordata, Actinopteri, Gobiiformes, Gobiidae. The record is from the annotation of a GenBank genome assembly.